This is a messenger RNA of Penaeus vannamei (Pacific white shrimp), 840 nucleotides long. NCBI's taxonomy places the organism in Eukaryota, Metazoa, Arthropoda, Malacostraca, Decapoda, Penaeidae. The record is from RefSeq and is a predicted model, not a curated record.
AUGGUCAUGUUGAAAAAUGUUGAGCAACGUGAAGGGUCAGCUGAUGAUUCAAAGAAAACGAAAUUAUACACUCAUUACAGGAGAAACUCAAGGAUUUUCGAUUUGCAAAAGCACAUCGAGAGAACACAGAGUGCAGAGAAAAAUUACGAAGAGUUACUUGCUUCUCUACUCGAGGAGGGCGAGGUGUCAGUGUGUCCCGAUGGGCUCCUUCACUUCGGGGACACGGUCAUCAUUCACGCCCCUGUUGUGCAGCCGAGGAAAGGUUCCCCCGUGGAGUCGUUCCCGUGCACACUCCAGGCGACGCCCUCCAAGGCCGCUCUCCUGAAGAACGUGUACCAUGAGGUGCCGAUCACAGCGCACCCUCAGCAUCACCGGCCGAUCCUCAAGAACGUCUUCACGAUCUUGCCGCGCACCUCCGCUCACCCGAUGGGCAGCGAGCUCACCUACGGCGCCCCCUUCAACCUGGUCCACAUAACCCCCAGCAGACAGCGACUCUACGUGACCUCCCCGGUGGGUUCGGCGCUCCACUCCGGCCGGGAGAGUCGACGGCAGGAGGUUCUGCUGCAGGACGAGGAGAGCGCGCACUCCGCCUGGCGUCUGCAGCCCAGCGACCCCGCCCUCAGGCUCACCUACGAGGGGCAGCCGGUCGAGGUCGGAGCUCGAGUGCGUAUUCUGCAGACGAUGACAAACCAGCCGCUGGUUGUGGAGGAGGAGUUUUCGACGAAGACAAUCUAUGGCCCGGAACAGCAAGUGAGCGUGGGCGUGGUGAACCGAGCGACCCCCGAGCCCCACGUCCUCUGCCUCUCACCUGCGCGGAGGACCCCACGCAGGAGGAAAUAG